AGCGGAAGUGUAUAAACUGCUUGUCAUGCUGACAACUUUGAUUCGAAAUUCUAGGUAACCUCCUUGUCAUCAAGAAGAUCGGGAAGAAACAAUAGUCAGGUGCACGCGGAGCCGUCCCACCCUGGUCUGCGAGUAUCUUAGCCCAGCUGGUUUCAUCGUAACUAUAGUAAUCCCAAACAGGCAUGGACCGUUUGCUAAGGCUCGGUGGCGGUAUGCCAGGUCUUGGACAGGGAGCUCCACCCACUGAUGCACCUGUGGUAGAUACAGCUGAACAAGUCUAUAUUUCCUCAUUGGCUCUUCUCAAGAUGUUGAAACACGGCCGAGCAGGUGUCCCUAUGGAGGUGAUGGGUUUAAUGUUGGGAGAGUUUGUGGAUGAUUACACAGUGCGGGUUAUAGAUGUGUUUGCCAUGCCGCAGUCAGGCACAGGCGUGAGUGUGGAGGCUGUAGACCCUGUGUUCCAGGCUAAGAUGUUGGACAUGUUAAAACAGACAGGCAGGCCUGAGAUGGUGGUAGGCUGGUACCACUCUCACCCUGGCUUUGGCUGCUGGUUGUCAGGCGUGGACAUCAACACACAGCAGAGUUUCGAGGCUUUGUCAGAGAGGGCUGUAGCCGUUGUGGUCGACCCAAUACAGAGUGUCAAGGGAAAAGUGGUGAUAGAUGCAUUUCGAUUGAUAAACCCCAACAUGAUGGUCCUGGGGCAGGAACCAAGACAAACCACCUCAAAUCUAGGCCACUUAAAUAAACCCUCAAUCCAGGCUCUUAUACAUGGUCUGAACAGGCAUUAUUACUCAAUUGCAAUAAACUACAGGAAAAAUGAACUAGAACAGAAGAUGUUGCUGAACCUACACAAGAAGAGCUGGGUGGAUGGUCUCAUGCUACAGGACUACAAUGACCAUUGCCAGACUAAUGAGAAGGUUGUCAAGGAGAUGCUGGAGCUGGCCAAAAACUACAACAAGGCUUUAGAAGAUGAAGAAACGAUGACACCAGAGCAGCUAGCCAUCAAGAAUGUGGGCAAACAGGACCCUAAGAGACAUCUGGAAGAACAUGUGGACGUGCUGAUGACAUCAAAUAUAGUGCAGUGUUUGGGGGCCAUGCUGCAUACUGUAGUGUUCAAAUAACACAGUGCUGACUUACAUGUACUGUUAAUCUCAGCUCAGCUUGGCUGUCGUUAACAUCAGCAGGUCUGUGUGCUGAAAAUAACCCUGUCCCAAGUUUGGCCAUGUUGUGUUCAUUUCAGAAAUAUUAAACAUCCAUUCUCCCUUUCUCAUUUGGUUUUUUUGCAAGAACAAGACCUCAGAGAUCUUAUUUUUACUGGCAUGACAGGAGAGGAGAAUGUGCCGGUGUGCACUUGGGACAAGGUUGUUUUAACCCUUUCCAGACUGAAUAUAUUGAAUAUGUAAAUAACAAAUAUGCCACAUUUGUAUGACUGAAGUAUUUAAGGUCUUCUCUUUACAAACGUACGUAUUUCACAAAAUUGAAUUAAAAUGCAUUUUUCAAGGUGUGGAGAUGAAAUUAUUAAUUAUAAAGUGCUUUUUUUCAGCACAGACAUUGUCAUGUUUUCAAACAUGCAAACAUUUUGCUAUUUAUUUUCUCUUAGAAUUAUUUGAAUCCUAAUGUAAAUGUGCAAACUUACAAAAGUUAUGGAUUUUGCGCAGCGGUGUACUUAUAUCUGUCAUAUGAUUUUUGUGCCUGAUUUCAGGUUUACUUUCAAUAAACACAAUUAAAAUACACCAGUAAGAAGGCCUGACACACAGACUAUGAGUGAUACAGCUCUAUCUGUUGUAUAGAAUACUUAGGGGUUGCCAUGGAAACGCAAGAGAAGAAAUUGUCCUAAAAGUCAUGAAAUUUGAGAAGCAGUGUAAAUAAAUGCAAAUAAACUAGAUCAUUCAAAUA
Liolophura sinensis is the source of this 1893-nucleotide messenger RNA. RefSeq names its product 26S proteasome non-ATPase regulatory subunit 14. Gene Ontology annotation, molecular function: protein binding; metallopeptidase activity. Lineage: Eukaryota; Metazoa; Mollusca; Polyplacophora; Chitonida; Chitonidae. The transcript has 11 exons. The record is from RefSeq and is a predicted model, not a curated record. Bases 183 to 1118 code for a protein of 311 amino acids.